Molecule: messenger RNA, 3045 nt
Organism: Archocentrus centrarchus (flier cichlid)
Lineage: Eukaryota; Metazoa; Chordata; Actinopteri; Cichliformes; Cichlidae
Exons: 4
Coding region: 1-3045 (1014 amino acids)
Source: RefSeq, a predicted model, not a curated record
AUGGAACUGGAUCGAUUGAUAAGGAAACGCCGAGCGAUCCGUGGAGCCACAACGAGGCUACUGCAAACUAUGGACACGGAGCUAAAUCGGGACCCCGCUGAUGUUGGACGCUUACGUGAGUUACUGGCGAACCUGUCCACUAAAGAGGAAACAUUACGGGAGUUAGACCAAGGAAUUGAGGACGCGAUAGCGACGGACGAUUUGGAAGCAGAAAUCGCGAGCACUGAGGAUUAUAAGGAAAGAGUCAUCACGCUGAGGACACGUGCACAGCGAGCGGCGCAAGCUGUGAAGAAGGCGUCAGAUGUGGUUGCAUUAAGACAGCUCUAUGAUGAAUGUGAGAUCCAAAUACGAAGUCUGGAGUCACUGGGAGUUGUGUCAGAGACUUAUGGCAGUUUGCUUUGCCCCAUCCUGCUGCAGUUGAUACCAGAGGAGAUCACACUUCAGUACAGCAGGCAACGAGCAGCUAAACGCAACACUGUGAAGCUGGUUCUGGAAAAUAUGCAGGACAGUGGACAGAAAAUAGAAAUUGAAGCGAUAGAAACUCCACAAAUCUGUACUGCAGUUAUGAAGGUUCCAGGUGAGCCGAUUCAGCGAGAACUGGAAAGAAGAGGUCUGCAGUUUGCAGAUGCGCCAGCAGAUGGUGCUAAUGACUCCGAAUUGUCAGUGCUAAUCGGAGCAGACUUUUACUGGAGCACGGUAUCAGGCCGUGUAGAGAGGCUCACAGACAAACUUGUUGCCCUUGAGAGCGUGUUUGGAUGGUCUGUGCAGGGUCCAGUGACAAUGUCAAGUGUCACUGAAGCAGCAUGUAUGCAUGUACGCAUUGAGGAAGAGGCACUGAUUUCGAGCCAGCUUAAGGCCUUUUGGGAGGUAGAUUCUCUUGGAAUAAUAAAACAUGAACCAAGUGAUCCAGAUGAAGACAAUGCACUCCAGAUGUUUGGAAAAACAACUCAAUUCAAGGAUGGGCGAUAUGAAGUGGAACUGCCAUGGCGGCACGAGAACCCAGAACUUCCAGACAACUACCAAAUUGCCAAGAAAAGAUUUGAAGGACUGAAACGCAAGUUGCGGGCAGAUGUAAUCUUCUACAAGAGAUACAGCGAGGUGAUAGAGGAUUACCUGCAACAGGGCAUAGUUGAAGAAGUUACUGAUGAUGAGUGUUUAUCACCCACAGUUAAAUAUUACUUGCCUCAUCAUGCAGUGCUCCGCGAAGACAAGAUGACAACUAAGCUGAGAGUGGUGUUUGAUGCCUCAUCACAUGAAGACGGCUGUCCGUCCCUGAACAAUUGCCUGCUAACAGGUCCAAACCUGAACCCAGACCUGCUUGGCAUAUUGGUCAGAUUCAGACUGCAUAAAAUUGCAUUCAUGGCGGACAUCAAGAAGGCAUUCUUGCAAAUUUCUCUUGCUCAGAAAGACAGAGACGCAGUGAGAUUUCUGUGGCUCACUGCUUCACCAAGAGAAGAGGCUGACGAAAGGCUGCGCGUGUUGAGAAUGACCAGAGUGGUGUUUGGGGUGUCCUCAAGCCCAUUCCUGUUGGCAGCUGUGGUGAGAAGGCACCUUCAGCAAUACAAAGAACACCCUCACCCUGUACAGCUAAUCACAGAGUCACUGUAUGUGGAUGACUUUGUGGCCAGCGUCCGUGACAUAGAAGAGGCUUUGUCUGUGACAACUGAAGCCAAGAAAAUCAUGGCUGCUGCUGGAAUGGACCUGUGCAAGUGGAUGACAAACUCUCCAGCACUUAAGGAGAGGUGGAGGAAGACAGUCAUAGGGCCCAUUGAAGAGCCAGAUGCCCACGGAACAGUGCUGAAGGUAUUGGGCUUAGUGUGGAGAACACAGACAGAUGACUUUGUCUUUGACCUAAGACCUCUGUUGGAGAAGCUGACAAUAAGCGGCACAAAGAGAAAUGUUUUGCAACACGCUGCUAGUAUCUUUGACCCUCUGGGUUUCCUAACACCAUUUACCAUUAGGGUUAAAUGCCUGCUGCAAGAAAUGUGGGAGAGAGGGCUGAGCUGGGACGAGAAGCUGCCACCUGAUCUGAAUGGACAAUGGCGCAACUGGCGCUCUGAACUCCCCCUGAUACACCAGAUCGCUAUACCACGCUGGUAUGGAGAAAGGAAUGAGCAGAGUGACAAAACAUUAACACUUCAUGUGUUUUGUGAUGCCAGUGAAAAAGCAUACAGUGCUGUGGCCUACCUACAGUGGGAGGGAGAGGACAGAAAGAUGGCUAGUCUGGUUGCAUCAAAAUCCAGAGUAGCACCACUAAAGAAACUGUCCUUGCCACAUCUCGAGCUAAUGGGAGCACUGAUAGGAGCAAGGCUCGGAAGAAACUUGAUAAAUCUGCUGAAGAUGGAACUCUGUCAGCUUCACCUGUGGACAGACUCCAUGAUUGUGCUACACUGGAUUCGCAGCUCAGCACACAAGUGGAAACAGUUUGUUGCCAACAGGGUGGUAGAAAUCCAGUCCCUCACUGAUCCAGCUGCGUGGUCUCAUUGUAAAGGUAAAGAAAAUCCAGCCGAUUUACCCACACGUGGCCUGUCAGUGACGAGCCUGAGUCAGAGUCAGCUAUGGUGGAGGGGCCCUGCCUUUCUGACCUCCUCUGAAUCUGAGGCAGACUGCGCCGAUCAAUCAGUAAACGAUAACUCUGCUGAGGAAGAAUUGGAAGUAAGCGAACAAGUCACAGUACAUCUCAGCACUGAAAACAACAAGGCAGUAGAGGCGGUGUUAGAUCUUCAAAGAUACAGUAAACUGAAGACUGUACUUAGAGUAACAGCCUGGUUAAAGAGAUUUACAGACAACACACGUUUAGCAACCAAGAGAAAGGGAGAGCUGACCGCUGAGGAGUUAUUUCAACCAGAAAAAUACUGGAUCAAGUUGACACAACACCAAGACUUCAGUCAAGAGCUGAAUCUCAUGAAGGAUGGGAAGUCAACAAACAAGGAUUCAAAGAUCAGAGAAUUAAGGCCCUUUUUUGAUGAAGAUGGAUUGAUGGAAAAGGCUCACUUCUCUGCCAUCAAAACAGCUUUCUGCUGUCAGCGGGACAGCACUGAAUAG